AUGGCCGACUUUGCCAACUUCGGAGGCACCGACGAGGAAAACGCCGAGAUCAAGCGGCUCAAUGCCGACGUGGAAACGGAUACCGACAACUUUGAGAAUUGGGAGAAGUUGAUUCGCGCUUGUGAGGGCCUUGAGGGCGGGCUCAACCGGAACUCGAGUCCCCAGGCCUUGGCGACCCUCCGCGACUCCUACGACCGAUUUCUCCUCAAAUUUCCGCUUCUCUUCGGCUACUGGAAGAAAUAUGCCGACCUCGAAUUCAACAUCUCGGGACCCGAGUCCGCCGAAAUGCAAACCUGCGAGGCCGGCCCGCGCCGCCGACCGAACCGCCAGAACCAUCAGAGCGAACGCUCUUCGAACGCGCCGCAUCGCAUAUCGGGCCUGGACUUCCUCUCCCAUCCAUUCUGGGACAAGUACCUGGAAUACGAAACGCGGCAGGAGGCACAAGACAAGAUUUUUGCCAUUCUCAACCGCGUCAUUCACAUCCCGAUGCAUCAGUAUGCUCGGUAUUUUGAGCGUUUCCGGCAGCUGGCCCACACUCGCCCUCUGGAGGAACUCGUCUCGGCGGACAUGCUAGCUCGGUAUCGCGCCGAGGUCGACAGCGAAGCCGCACAAUUUGGUGUGCAAAAGCCAGAGCUCGAGAUCGAGCGCGACAUUCGCGCCAAGAUUGACGCCUCUUUCUACCAGGUCUUCCAGCGAACGCAGGAGGAGACGAGCAAGAGGUGGACGUACGAAGCCGAGAUCAAGCGCCCGUAUUUCCAUGUUACGGAGCUUGAGCAUCACCAGCUGAUUAACUGGCGGAAGUACCUUGAUUUUGAGGAGGCCGAGGGUGGCUACCAGCGGAUUGUGUGCUUGUAUGAGCGAUGCCUGGUCACCUGCUCCCUCUACGACGAGUUCUGGCUUCGGUACGCCAGGUGGAUGUCGGCACAGGACAACAAGGACGAGGAGGUCCGCAACAUCUACCUGCGUGCGGCCACGCUUUUUGUUCCCAUUAGCAGGCCAGGCGUUCGGCUCCAGUUCGCCUAUUUUGAAGAGAUGUGCGGACGAGUCGAGAUUGCCCGGGAUAUCCAUGCCGCUAUUCUCACGCAGUUGCCGGAUUGUGUCGAGGCCAUCAUCUCGUGGGCCAACCUGCAGCGGCGGCAGAGCGGUUUGGACGCGGCGAUCGAGGUGUAUAAGGCGCAGAUCGAUUCCCCCGUCGUGGACAUCUUCACAAAGGCUGCGUUGGUUACGGAAUGGGCGUUUUUGUUGUGGAAGGUCAAGGGCUCGGUUGACGAAGCGCGCGCUUCCUUCGCCAAAAACGUGGAUUGGUACGCCGACAGCCGCCACUUUUGGCAGAAGUGGCUCGAAUUCGAGCUGGAACAGCCGACAAAUGCGGACAUGGAGACGCAACACGCCGAGCGGGUCAAGAACGUCUUUGCCGAGAUGAGUACCAAGAGCCGUCUUUCGCCGGGCAUCAAGCAGGAAUUGGGCCAGGUGUAUCUGAGCUACUUGCAACAGCGCGGGGGCAAGCAGGCCAUGAAGGAGUUCCUCAUCAUCGACCGGGAGCUAUUUGGGCCCCAGUCAGUCUCUAUCAUCACCAAAGCGAAGCAAUCUAAAGAAAGUGUUGGCCUUCCUGCUCUUGACGACGCAACCCGCCCCAAGGCGGAGCGACGCUUUUACAACUACUACGAGUUGCAUACGGACCCGGACCCGAACGCUCAGGGGCCCGCUAAUUUCGAUUAA
Chaetomium globosum CBS 148.51 is the source of this 1719-nucleotide messenger RNA. RefSeq lists its product as uncharacterized. The transcript has 5 exons. The record is from RefSeq and is a predicted model, not a curated record. Gene Ontology annotation, cellular component: U1 snRNP; commitment complex; U2-type prespliceosome. Gene Ontology annotation, biological process: mRNA 5'-splice site recognition; RNA processing. Gene Ontology annotation, molecular function: protein binding. The coding region runs from base 1 to 1719 and encodes 572 amino acids. Lineage: Eukaryota; Fungi; Ascomycota; Sordariomycetes; Sordariales; Chaetomiaceae.